CCACUGUUCCCAUCAUCUAAUGCUCCAUAUAAGGCCACGUCAUCUCCCUCCCUGACCAUAAAACUCGUUGGAAAGGGGGAAAUGGCAACCAUUACCGACUGAAUAGACAUCUGCGGCGGUGCCAUGGACACAGCGACGUAUCUUCCUAAUGAAUUGAUCAUUCAAAUUCUGUUGAGGUUACCGGUGAAAUCUCUUAUCCGUUUCAAAUGUGUUUGUAAGUCUUGGUUUUCUAUAAUCUCUUCUGAUUCUCAUUUUGCAAAUUCACAAUUUCAACUUACCGCUUCAACACACACUCGUAGAGCUUUGUUUAUAGAAACUGGAACACCUCAUGAAACUGGAUCUAUUGAUUUAGAACUAUCACUUGAUGAUGAUAUCGUUUAUGCUUCACUCAACCCCCCUAAUUUUUUGCCCUCCAAACCUAAUUCCUGUAUUGAAAUUAAAGGUUCAUGUAGAGGCUUUAUACUUUUGUACUACUAUUCAAGCCUCUAUCUAUGGAAUCCAUCCACUGGUGUUCAUAAAAGUAUACCUUUCAGUUCCAAUUUAGAUGCACGUGAAGAAGUUGGUUAUGGUUUUGGGUAUGAUCACUCAGCAGAUGAUUACUUGGUGGUUUCAAUCUCAUCUGAUAGAAACUCCUCCUACUUGGAGUUUUUCUCAUUGAGAGCUAAUAAUUGGAAACAAAUUGAUGAGGGUACUCACAGUCACUAUUGGAAUGCCACCGGAGAUUGUCGCCAAGCAGGGUCACUCUUUAAUGGGACUAUUCAUUGGUUUGCUCAUUGUCUUGAUUUACAAAAGAAGGUUAUUGUUGGCUUUGAUUUAAUGGAAAAGAAAAUUUUAAAUAUGCAUUUGCCAGAUCAGUUUGACCUUGAAAUCGACUACCACAGUCGUUUGUGGGUAUUUCGAGAAUUUCUCAGUCUAUGGGCUACGUGUUAUGAUAAUCAUACACUUGAAAUAUGGGUGAUGAAAGAAUACAGAGUGCAUUCGUCUUGGACAAAGACUCAUGUUCUUCCUACUGAUGCCAUUCCUCCUAGUUCCUUUUUCCCUAUAAGCUAUACAAAAAGCGGUGAUAUUGUUGCAACAGAUGGUUUAACUGGAUUUGCGAAGUAUAAUGAUGAAGGAGAGUUGUUAGGGCAUCACUUCUACUGUUACGAUCCAUAUGGAUUCGAUGUGGCCAUGUACACAGAGUCUUUGCUUUCACUUCCCGAUGACAAUGUACAAGGUUAAGAUGAUGGCACAAACAAGAAGAACUAGAGAACUUGCCUGCAUAAGAUCACCAAUAUUGACUACAAGAGCCUCAGGUACUGGAGGUACAUCAAUCCAUUUGUUCUGGUGAAGAACUUGAAGGCCACCAAUAUGGUCUUGGAGAAGCACCGUGAGA
Messenger RNA from Trifolium pratense (red clover), 1375 nucleotides. Its product is annotated as F-box/kelch-repeat protein At3g23880-like. The record is from RefSeq and is a predicted model, not a curated record. Gene Ontology annotation, molecular function: protein binding. The transcript is spliced from 2 exons. Lineage: Eukaryota; Viridiplantae; Streptophyta; Magnoliopsida; Fabales; Fabaceae. Bases 124 to 1221 code for a protein of 365 amino acids.